AUCUUUCCAUAAAUGUUCCACUCAUUAGUUAGAAUACAAUGCACAAACACCAUCACCAUGUUGGCUCAAUCUCUAUGUUAGAUUAAUGUUUUAAUUUAAGAGUUGGGUUAAUUGAACUGAGAAUCCAAAAUGGAACAGUGAACUUUGUUGUAGCAAUGAAGUGCGUUGUUCCCUCUACUGUGUUGUUUCAUUUGAUCUUGUUCAUCUUCCCCCUAGUACUCUCUGUUCACUUACUUUCAGCUUUAUCUCCAACUGGGUCCUCCAAACAUCCCAUAAAGUUUAUCCUAGGGGAAGACAAUUUGGGUCCAUGGAAGAAUGAAGUCACACAAGUAGCUCAAGCAGCACGUCCUAGAACUAAGGGUACUCUUGUCCUAGCAGCAAACAGAACCAAUAGACCUGACAUUCUACAGGGAUUUCGACGUUACCAUGGUGGUUGGGACAUUGCAAAUCGACAUUACUGGGCCUCAGUUGGAUUCACUGGUGUGGCUGGUUUCACCCUUGCUGUCCUGUGGUUUAUCUCAUUUGGCUUGGCACUUGUGAUUCAUCUAUGCUGUGGAUGGGGAAUUAACAUCAAGGAUAAAGGUUCAAAUCGUUUGCAAAGAAUUUGGCUUGUGUUGCUGUUGUUAUUCACCUGUGUUGUAACGACUGGAUGCAUCGUCCUUUCUUUCGGGCAGGAUAAAUUCCAUGGUGAGGCAGUGGAUACCCUCCAUUAUGUUGUCAAUCAGUCAGACUACACAGUGCAGACUCUAAGAAAUGUGACAGAGUAUCUUGCGCUUACCAAAACUAUCGUGGUGGCAGAGAUGUUUCUUCCAUCUAAUAUCAUGGAUGAUAUUGACAAAUUGAAUGCAGAUCUAGAUUCUGCAGCAGAUACACUUUCCAAGCAGACAAAUGAAAAUUCAUUUAAAAUACGAAAAGUAUUCAAUGCUGCGCGUCUAGCUUUGAUUAUGAUGGCAGCAGUGAUGAUUCUACUGGCUGUAAUCGGGUUAAUCCUGUCUAUCCUUGGAUAUCAACACGCAAUCCUCAUAUUUGUUAUCACUGGAUGGCUAUUGGUUGCAACCACAUUCAUUUUUUGUGGAGUUUUCACAAUCCUUAAUAAUGCAAUUUGUGACACCUGCAUGGCCAUGGGAGAAUGGGUGGAGAAUCCGCAUGCUGAAUCUGCUCUUAGCCAUAUUCUUCCAUGUGUUGAUCAGAGAACCACAAACAAGACACUUUUUCAGAGUAAACAAGUUGUUACCAAUAUUGUUAGUAUUGUCAAUCGGUUCAUCUAUGACACUGCAGAUGCAAGUCCAUCACAAGGUAGUAUGAAUUAUUACAAUCAAUCUGGACCUGCAAUGCCACCUUUGUGCUAUCCCUUUGACUCUCAGUUUCGAGAACACCAGUGUACACCUCAAGAAGUGUCCUUGGCCAAUGCUUCACUGGUUUGGAAGAGGUAUGAAUGCAAGACAUCUGAAUAUGGUGUUUGCACCACUGUUGGAAGGGUGACCCCAGAGAUUUACUUGGAGUUAGUACAAGUAGUUAACGAAAGUUAUGCAUUGGAACAUUAUACUCCACUUUUACUUAGCCUUCAGAAUUGCAAUUUUGUGAGGCAUGCAUUCAAAGAAAUUACUUCACGUUACUGUCUUCCAUUGAACCAUUAUCUUAAGGUUAUCAAUGUAGGAUUGGGCCUAAUUUCAAUUGGUGUCUUGCUUUGUCUCGUUCUCUGGAUACUCUAUGCAAACCGCCCCCAAAGGGAGGAAGCGUUUGUUAGGCUCUACAUAGCUAAAAAACUGAAGAACAAAUUUAGCAAGAACCCCAACAGAAAUUCAUCUUUGUCAAUAGCAAUGAGUGAAGUAUAGUUGUACAAUGGAAAAUUAACUGAAUAGAAAGAAAGAAAAAAAAAUCAAUAGUAGUGUUUCACUGGACCCCAUAACAGAGAAAAAAACCAAGGUGAAGCGAAGCUACAUCUUGAUCGAGUUAGAAGACAAUAUAUACUAGUGAAUAGUUGAUGCAAAACCAUUCACAAAAGGAAGAAAUCAAUUUGUGUUCAUUGAGUAAAUAGUUGAUUUACACUUUCAUCUA
Messenger RNA from Glycine soja, 2058 nucleotides. RefSeq lists its product as uncharacterized. Gene Ontology annotation, cellular component: membrane. Lineage: Eukaryota; Viridiplantae; Streptophyta; Magnoliopsida; Fabales; Fabaceae. The record is from RefSeq and is a predicted model, not a curated record. The transcript has 9 exons. The coding region runs from base 156 to 1835 and encodes 559 amino acids.